Molecule: messenger RNA, 489 nt
Organism: Funneliformis mosseae
Lineage: Eukaryota; Fungi; Glomeromycota; Glomeromycetes; Glomerales; Glomeraceae
Source: the annotation of a GenBank genome assembly
AUGGAUGACAAAGAUAACCCCGAUCCUAGCUUCGACAUUAGCAAAGUCUCACAAGAACUUGCGAACCAUUUAAAUGCCUAUGAAAACAGCGCAGAAGUCAUGAAUGAUAUCCGUAAUACUAUUGAGACAACAACAGUCCAAAUGGAAGAUACCAAAAGAUCUUUGGAACAGGUUCGUUCUGACGCCGAUACGCGUUCUGAAGUUGCCUCGAAAGAACUUUACGAGGCUGCCCAUCACUUGGACGCAUUAUAUGAUAAGAUCGAUGCAUUGGAACGGUUCGUAAAUAUAGUCAAAGGAAGCGUAAACGAAGUAGCGGAUCGUGUUGAGGAAGCAGAAAGUUUUCUUACAAGUCCGAUUAAUCGAGUUUUAGAUACAAUAAGACUGAAUACGGCCAAAUCAGUUGGCCCCGAUGAUUUAAGUCUUCCACCAAUGAAACCUUUAAAUAUUUAUUGUACCUCUGAUUAUUUUCCGUCAUCAUCCAAUGAAUGA